AUGUUCUUGUUCACAGAUCACACCAUCCAGUCUGUUUUCUGCUGCUGCUGCUGCUCAGUGCAAGAAAGAGAAAUGAGAACAAAAGUGAACCUGGAGCCUGACACUGUCCUGGUGACCCAGUACUCUGCCUCACAACCAGAUGUUUCCUAUGAAUCUAUUUGGAAGUGUGGGCACAAGAGACAAUUGCAAUUUAAGGACAAGCCAUUACCUCCUCUGCCUCCUGAGGCCUUUGAAGACGACACGGACAAACCCAGAGUUAUUGCACUCUAUGACUUCUUUGCUAGAGGGCCUUUAGAUUUACCUCUCAAGAAAUCAGAAGAAUACAUUAUCCUGGAACAGUAUGAUCCCCUCUGGUGGAAGGCAAGAGACCAACAUGGGAAUGAAGGUCUAAUUCCCAGCAACUAUGUUACAGAGAAGAAAAGCAAUUUAGAAACAUACAAGUGGUACUGCAGAAACAUGAACAGAAGCCAGGCAGAACUUCUUUUGCACCAGAAGCCCAAAGAAGGUGCCUUUGUUGUCAGGGAUUCAAGCCGGCAGGGUCUUCUUACGCUGUCCAUGUAUUCGCGGGCUAAGGGAAGUCAUAAUGGAAAUAUUCUACAUUAUCAAAUUAAACAAAAUCACUCAGGACAAUAUUAUGUAGCAGAAAACUAUGUCUUCUCAUCUGUUCCUGAACUCAUCAAGUAUCAUCAACACAACGCUGCAGGUCUCAUCACGCGUCUCCGACAUCCAGUGGGAUCAGAUGGAUGCACCUCACCAGAAACCGCAAGAUUGAGUUACGAGGAGUGGGGAUUAAACCCAUCUGAACUGCUGUUACUGAAAGAACUUGGGCGUGGGCAGUUUGGAGUUGUUUAUCUUGGUAAAUGGAAAGAGACUAUCAAGGUUGCCAUCAAAACAAUCAAUGAAGGCGCAAUGUCUGAAGAUGAUUUCAUAGAGGAGGCCAAACUGAUGAUGAAACUCUCCCACCCAAAGCUGGUCCAGCUGUAUGGAGUGUGCACACAUCACAAACCGCUCUACGUUGUGACUGAAUUCAUGGAAAAUGGUUGCCUGCUCAGUUACCUGCGGCAGAGGCGGGGGAAACUCGGCAGAGACGUUCUCCUGAGCAUGUGCCAGGACGUUUGUGAAGGGAUGGAAUAUCUGGAAAGAAACAGUUUUAUUCACCGUGAUUUGGCUGCAAGAAACUGUUUAGUCAAUGAGGACCACGUGGUUAAAGUAUCUGACUUUGGCAUGGCAAGAUAUGUCAUUGAUGAUGAAUAUAUCAGCUCUUCAGGUGCCAAGUUUCCAGUCAAAUGGUCAUCUCCUGAAGUCUUUCAUUUCAAAAAAUAUAGCAGCAAAUCAGAUGUCUGGUCAUUUGGUGUACUGAUGUGGGAAGUUUUCACAGAAGGCAAAAUGCCUUUUGAAACCAAGUCAAAUGCUGAAGUUGUCCGUGAGAUUUCUCAGGGUAACCGACUUUAUCGACCACAUUUGGCAUCACAUCCUGUGUACAAAGUCAUGUACAGCUGCUGGCAUGAGAAACCUGAAGGACGUCCUACUUUUGCAGAGUUAACAGUGACCCUCAGAAAUCUAACAGAGAUGACAUAA
Molecule: messenger RNA, 1578 nt
Organism: Camarhynchus parvulus
Lineage: Eukaryota; Metazoa; Chordata; Aves; Passeriformes; Thraupidae
Product: tyrosine-protein kinase TXK-like
Exons: 14
Coding region: 1-1578 (525 amino acids)
Biological process (GO): tissue regeneration; peptidyl-tyrosine autophosphorylation; adaptive immune response
Molecular function (GO): non-membrane spanning protein tyrosine kinase activity; ATP binding; protein binding
Source: RefSeq, a predicted model, not a curated record